GUAGAAAAGUAAGCGAUUCUACCUAAGGGCAGGCUUUUGAUUAGUCGCGGGGGCCGGGCCGCUAGCCUCCUCCCAGGGUAAUCCCAGGGGGUAUAUCUCAUAGUUGCCAACUCAGUCCCUCAAUCUCACCAUCUACUUCGAAGAUGCCAGUCAAACAGGUUUCUGGGCGAGUUACUUUGACUCAUGCAAAGGGUUCCUCUGCGGAACUACUUCUGUACGGUGCGACAGUCAUUUCAUGGAAGGCUGGAACCAUCACCGAACCUCAGCCAAUUGAGCGGCUAUUUGUUUCAUCCAAAUCCGCUAUUGAUGGCUCAAAGCCCGUGCGGGGAGGUAUCCCAGUUAUAUUUCCUUGCUUCGGACCUCCCAGCCACCCAGAGCACAUGAAACUUGCCCAGCAUGGUUUUGCCAGAAAUGAGGUGUGGAAAUUCGAUAGCAUUGUAAUGGACAACGACGAGGGGGUAUCCGUGAGACUCACGCUUGAGCCAACUGCGGGUAUCACAGCAAAAUACGAUAAACCAUUCCAUCUGGCUUAUAUCGUUACCCUGGCUGAGCAUCAGAUUAGUACUGAUCUGCACGUCACGAAUACGUCGACCUCCGCGGCUUACCCACCAGACAAUCUCGAAUUCCAGGCUUUGUUCCACAACUAUAUCAAGGCCCCUGCAAAUGACGUCCUUGUUUUCCCAUUGCAAAGCAAAAGUUAUUUUGACAAAACAGAGGCAUCUGAAGAAGCCAGAAACAAACCGAAAGUCGAGACUAGAGCAGGAGUUGACGUUCGUCAGUUCACUGACUCUGUGUACGAAGAUGCAGGGGGCAAAUAUGAAGUCACGUGGCCAGGAGGUGGUGUAGAGAUUACGGUUCGGGAGCUAAAGGACGUUGUUGUCUGGAACCCUCAGCAGGUUGCAGGUGUGAAAAUGGGAGACAUGGAAGAUGGGGGAUGGGAAAGGUAUGUAUGUGUCGAGCCGGGUUAUGUGAGGGGAUUUGCGAAGAUAGAGCCAGGCAAGACGUGGAUUGGGCAGCAAGUUAUAUCUGUCAUUCACCAUGAAAGGAGGAUCAAUCAGUUGUGAUUAGUCGUUAUGAAUCGCGCACUUAUUCAAUACCAUUAGACCAGUGAAAGAGAGAGAUUAUUAGUAGAUUUUGUAGGUGUGCAGCUCAAGUGCAGCUGCAGGAACUUGAACAUUGCUUGAACAUGUGACUUAACCUAUGUUUUUGGCAUGUGACAAGCGCGUCCACGUCUAACUCGAGCCGCCAGUAGGGCCCCUCACUGAUACUUGCGUUCAGUGCAUGCGUUGAGCGACAUUUCUUCCACGCUGUUCAUACUGUACAACAAUUAGUUUUUAUGGAGCAGGAGGCUACACUCCGAGUACUCAUCAACCAAAUUGACUACACUGUGGCCUCCCCUGGCCCUCUCGACAACACAUCUCUCCCUCGAGUGCCUGUGAUCCGUAUUUAUGGCGCAUCGUCCACAGGAACGAAAGCAUGUGUACAUGUGCAUCAAGUGUACCCUUAUUUUUUUGUUGAGUAUGA
Messenger RNA from Suillus discolor, 1524 nucleotides. RefSeq names its product galactose mutarotase-like domain-containing protein. Gene Ontology annotation, biological process: carbohydrate metabolic process. NCBI's taxonomy places the organism in Eukaryota, Fungi, Basidiomycota, Agaricomycetes, Boletales, Suillaceae. The coding region runs from base 144 to 1064 and encodes 306 amino acids. Gene Ontology annotation, molecular function: carbohydrate binding; isomerase activity. The transcript is spliced from 4 exons. The record is from RefSeq and is a predicted model, not a curated record.